AUAGAAAGCACACAGUCUCAUAUAUUUAGAAAAGUUGCCGGUAACCGUGCCUCAUUUAGAUCCCUAAUAGCUGCUAAUAUUUUAAAAGGCACGUGUUUAUUAUACAGGAUAUCUUAUACUACACAAAGUGAAAAAGUUUUAUUAGAAUCCUUAAUUGAACAAAUAUAUACAAUAUACAGUAGAGUAAGAAAGUUUUCUGUGCAACACUGAACGCGUCGUUCAUUUGAUGUUAUGAUACAACAUACAUGUAAAUUCGAUGUUUAUCUGAAAUAAAAACCAACGCUUUCAAUGGCAAUUUGCCAACCAAAUUUCACUUUUACCAUUGAAAAGCUCAAUGAUAGGCACUUUGAAAUUUUCUUAAUAGCAACAUUUUCAGUUCCGAUCUAAAGCGCUUCUGAUCUUAAUGGAUUUCAAAAUCCAAGCAUUUUUGAAAGUUAGAAAAGUGUCCUUCGAGAUAAUUUCUCACUAUAAAUUAUAAAAUGCAGUGGUUUCGUUCCAACUGAAUCAAGAUAAUGGAGUGCCCUAAAAUUGAAUCUUUAACUGAUUUUAAUGAAGUGUGUGGGGAAUGAAUAUUUAAGUUUAUAUACCUUUACCAAAUUUCUAUUCAACUCACCGUGGCAAGUCGGGCAAAUAAUUUUGGAUCUUUGCUUUUCUUCGAAUGAACUCGAAUUCGUCAAUUAUUCAUCAGCUGAAGGAAUUGCUGAUGAAGGUGUACAUUUAUGUGAAGCUGUCUUUUUAAAGAGCUUUUUUUGAAUUCAUUUCGCAGAAGUAAACAUUUCUGUUACGCUGUAUUAUCCACGGAAAUGUGUUAUUUUUGGCUUUUAUAUUGUUUUUGUUAAAAUGUGUUUCUAUAUAAUCCACAAUAUACAGUCGUGUGAAUUGCCGCGGUUAAUGAGAUAUACAAAAAAGUUAAGUUAAACUUAGAACAAAUCAAAUAGUGUUGCUUUAGGAAUUUCUGAGUCUUAUGAAAAAUCAGAAAGAAUAUGGCCAGCAGGAAAUCACCACGACGAGUAUAUUCCAGAGAAUUGCCUCUACACCGUUUUGCAAAAAUAGAAAUUGAAAAAAACGAGAAACUGAGUAGAAAAUGGCAAGAGAAAGCAGAACACGAACUGGAUGAAAUACCAGAAAAGACAAAGGCGCGAAUUAUACAACUGCGGCACAUGCUCGCCGUAACUGACACUCUACCUCAUGGACGACGAGAUGAUGCAUUUCUUCUUCGAUUUUUACGUGCGAAAAAGUUCGACGUGGAGAAGGCGUAUAGAAUGUUGUUGAAAUAUUUUUCAAUGAAACAGCAUUCCGCUGAGUUAUUUAGAGUAUCACCUAUAAGUCAGCUGCAUGAACUACUCAAAAUGCAAAUGCAAUAUAUGCUUCCGAAUCGCGAUUCAAAUGGAAGGCAAAUUUAUAUUUUUAGGGUUGAAAAAUGUGAUCCUUAUAAAUGUCCAGUGGAAUCUGUAUUCAGGUCAAAUGUUUUAGCAUUAGAAAACGCUGUUAGAGAACCAGAGACACAAAUUGGUGGAAUUGUCGUAUUAUUAGACAUGGCAGGCGCUGGGCUCGGUCACGCAAAGUUUCUAGUGCCUUAUCUUUCACGUAAAACUGUUGAAGUAAUCCAAGAGGCGUUCCCUCUAAGGUUUAAGGCUUUUCAUAUACUAAAUCAACCAUUCUAUUUUGAUGCUAUUCUGGCAGUUUUGAAACCAUUUUUAAAGGAGAAAAUUCGAAAGAGGAUUUAUCUUCACGGAAAAAGUUUAGAAUCAUUACAUAACCACAUCCCAAAAGAAAUCUUACCUGCGGAAUACGGCGGGACUCAAUCAAAUUUUGAUAAUACUAUUUGGCGAAAGUCAAUACUUAAUGAUGCAGAGUAUUUCCAUCACCUGGAAUGGUAUAAAAAUUGCAUUUGGGACGAUGAAGAGGACGAGGAUCAGAGUAUAUUCGAUGAAAACUUGUCGGAUAGUGGCAGUCUUAACGUAAAUGCUAUAAAACAAUACAUAGAGGAAUGUGCAUUUGGAACGAAGUGAUUUAAAUUCAAAAUAGUAGCAUUCAUUUGAAAUAUUGAAUCCACUUUUGUGUGAUCUUUGAAACGGUCUGGUUGAUCGUGUAUGGAGUGGCAAAACAAUUUCGGUGUCGAUUUGAAGCAGCCUAAAGCAACAAUACCCACAUAUGUUUGUUAUUAGGAGAGUGGGUAUAGAAGCAUCACGAAAAGUUGCAAAUGCUAAUUUUUAUUGAAUAUUUAUUUUGUUGAAAAUGUUAAUUAUAUAGCAAUAAUCCACUGAACCUGAUGAUUAAAUCGAAGGAGUUUCUUUAUUAAAAGAGAGAAUUGAAUUGAUGCAAUCAAUAAAUAUACAGCUUUGAGCCAUC
Molecule: messenger RNA, 2352 nt
Organism: Hermetia illucens (black soldier fly)
Lineage: Eukaryota; Metazoa; Arthropoda; Insecta; Diptera; Stratiomyidae
Product: alpha-tocopherol transfer protein-like
Exons: 7
Coding region: 984-2012 (342 amino acids)
Cellular component (GO): membrane
Molecular function (GO): phosphatidylinositol bisphosphate binding
Source: RefSeq, a predicted model, not a curated record